Molecule: messenger RNA, 855 nt
Organism: Moneuplotes crassus
Lineage: Eukaryota; Ciliophora; Spirotrichea; Euplotida; Euplotidae
Source: the annotation of a GenBank genome assembly
UUUAAGCCAAAUUAUUUCUAAAAUGAUCCUGACAACCUAUACAAACCUUGUAAAUCUUUGAAUGGAUUUAAAGGGCACCUAGGGCUCUAGCCAAAACCGGGAUGAGAGUGGGAAUUAAGGAUCAUGAAGAUAUCUGUCUCUUUCUAAUCCGAAAUCUACUGCCUUAUUCAAGCAGUUGCUUGUUCCCUUCAAUAAGAGCAGUUAUCUACAUAUCUAGAUUUUUGGUUUUACUAAAAAGUGAUCAUUUUCUUAUGUCUAAUGCCAACCCUCUGAUGAAUAAAUCCAGUGAAGAUCCCUCACUUCUCAAUACAAAACAAGAUAUUAGGAUAGUAAAACUGAAAAGAUUUGGAACGCUCAUUAAAGCAAAGAUUAGACAGAAUUCAGGAGAUAUACAGAUAUUUAUAGCCAAAACCAAAUAUCUAGUAGUUGGAGAAAUCUUAACCCAACCAGAGUUAUUAACAAGAGCUCAAGAGAGAAUGAUGACUUGAAGACUGCUUGAGUAGUCCAAGAAUCCCUGAGUUGGCAGGGAGCUAUAGUAAACUCUUUAUGUUCCAAGAAGUAAACGAUAGAUUCUGAAAUAAAAGAGGACUUGGAUUCGUGGGCAGGUACCUCAAGAGUUACGACCAGUUAGACAAUAAGCACCUAUAACAACCAAAAGAAGGAUCCUAAUGAAGCACUAUCCAAAAUUUUCCACAGAAAUCUCCCUAAAAGCUCUACUUGAGGAGAAGAAUGUCACAGAGACGACCUUCAAGACCAGAAAAUUUGUUUCAACCUGUAUGAAAGGAACGCUCCUGAAGCACCAAAGUAGACAAUAACUCGAAUUUGAUUAUACAGCUCGAAGCCAACUUUCAAUUU